AUGACAUGCGACCCUGACGAAAACGACAACCUCUAUAAAAUCGAUAUAAGAAUUGAGGAUGAUGAAGGCAAUCACCUUAAAGAGCUUUUUGAAAAAGGACUCGGUUCACUCUUAGAUGAUGAGCAUUUUUUAUUGCUUUAUGUUCCUGAAGACAAUGGCGACAAGAUGCAAAUUGUACGACCUGCCAGCAAUCUAUUCCAUCGAAGACGCAUGAUCAAAAGGGACAAUGAAGCCAAACGCAUUCCAUCUUUUUAUUACGCAUUGUCACAUCUUUGGGGGCUUACAGAAAACAACCGUUACCACUGGAAUGAUAUCAAUGAAUACGUGAAUGACGAAAACGGCCAACCAGUAAAGCCUGUAUCCAUGCGACCUGAGAAACGAGAUGCAUUACUUACAAUGCUCCAGGACCAUCCUGACAGCUAUUGGUGGAUUGAUGUCUUGUGUGCACGUACCAAUACACCUUUGGAUAUCAUAGGUGAUAUUUAUUCUUGUUGUCUUGAAUGUAUUGCCAUGAUCGACUGUGAUCCAACCCCUGAUACCUACCAUUCACACGAUGUCGGAUACAGCAAAAGAUUUCGAGGAAUUACAUUUCAAUGCAGGAGGAUGCCCAACCUACGACCAGAUUUAUCAAACGAAAGCUCCUCAGCUGAUUGA
Lichtheimia ornata is the source of this 654-nucleotide messenger RNA. RefSeq lists its product as uncharacterized. The coding region runs from base 1 to 654 and encodes 217 amino acids. The record is from RefSeq and is a predicted model, not a curated record. NCBI's taxonomy places the organism in Eukaryota, Fungi, Mucoromycota, Mucoromycetes, Mucorales, Lichtheimiaceae. The transcript is spliced from 2 exons.